CCAAGAGUUGACAUUUCCUGUGUAUAUUCUCAUUUUGGUCUUUGGAAAGAAGUUGCACUCUGCUGCGGAAAUGUUUUAGGAGGUUUGGCAGAGUGAAACUCGGUGGCACAAAGAAACUCAUUGAUGAAUACCAUUCAUACACAUCAUAUUUCAAAGAGUUCAUUGUGUUACUCAGUCACGUCGUUGAAUCACUCCCUACUCAGGGGACCCAAGCAUAUUAAUACUUCAUUAUAAAUAUACAAACCCCUCGCCAUCCUUCUGGCUGUCAUGAUGAGUCACUACCGUGACUAUUAUGACCAAACCGCUCAGCCACUUUGUGAACUGACUGUCAGCUAUCUGUAAACUGGUUUUGGCUCAAAUAGAAUUUUAGUUUUUGAACAUUUUAAAACAAACAUUAGCACAAAAUAUGAAUUCCUUUUGCUAUUUAACUGUAGAAUGUGUUGAAAGCGUUACAUAAUGCAAUCUCAGUGUUCGUCAUUAUUUUCUGAUCCUUCCUUUUACAGGGAAAUUGCUCAAUUGGUUUCUUAAUCUCGUCUGCUGUACUUUUUGCCGGAAGGUGCUGGAUGUAGCCAGUUUAGCUUGCUUUUUUAAUGUGGAAGUAAUGUCUGUUAACAAUAUGACUGUCACACAGUAGAACCGUGUGAUUUACUUUACUGACUUUACACUUCUGCGAGUCACAUUUAUGUAUAAUGCUGAAUGGUCAUAGUUUUAAAAUCACAUGGGGUUGAAAGAAACUUCAGCAGUUUACAGUUUAAAAACAUUUCUUGGUCAAAUCCCUGUGAAUGAAAUCAGAUCUUAGUGGCUUGCAUGGGAAUGUCCACUUCCUUAGUGAAUGACUUCCAGUGCCUAUAAAAAGGGCACAGGAAAUGUUUCCAUAGUGACAUGGAAAUUUAUAAUGAGUUGCCAUUCCGGAAAUACCUUAAUAUUUUGCAUGUGCGUCCCAUAGUCUUGAUAAUAAAAAGUCAGUUGGAAAAGUCAUGAACCAUGAGCAAGGAUCUCCAGUGAGGGUCCAAUGAGAAGGAAAAUGUUCUGACGUCUAUUAACAUCUGCUAGAGAACAUGCUUUGUUUGUAUUUCUACAGGAGAGGUGUCCAAUCCUGCUUCUUAUGGGCCACUAUUCUGCAGAGUUCAGCUCUAACAUAUCUGCCUGGAAGUUUCUAGUGAUCCUGAAAACCUUGAUUAGCUUGUUUAGGUGUGGUUAAUUAGGGAUACAGCAAAAGUCUGAUGUAAGGUGGCCAUCUUGCUCUAUUAUAAAAAAGAUUUGAGACAGAUUGUAUGUUUCAUGGUUUAUCACACCUGGUAAAGGUGUGCUCAAUGCUGUGUUGAAGGGUAGAAAUAGUUUUCAGUGGAAAUGAUUUGUUUCAUUAGCAUUCCCAUAUUUGACAACCCAAUGCAAGAAAAAAUAAAACAAUAAACGAAUGCCUUAAAGGGGUAAUUCAUCCAAAAAUGAAAAUUCUGCCAUAAUUUACUAACUUUCAUGUUGCUCCAAACAGGUUUGACUUUCUUUCAAAUGUGGAACACAAAAGAGGAUAAUCUGAAAAGGGUUUAAACUUUUAUUUAUACAUUGAAAGUCAAUGGGGACCAAAUCAACAUUGGGCCCUACUGAGUUUCACGAACAACAACAAAAAACAUACAUAUUUCAAAAUAUGUUCUUUUGAGUUCCACAGAAGAAUGAAAGUCAAACCGGUUUGGAGUGACAUGACAAUGAGUAAAUUACAAAUUCCCAGUUUGGGUGGACUAUCCCUUUAACUCCUUUAACCAGGAAUUUCCUUCUCAACAUAUCUUUAUACAGAAAUUUUUAACAUCUUUUUUUAAAGAUCCAUGAUAUCUGCUUACAGGAUGAAAAACAAUUUAGUCUAUACUUAAAACAUUUUGAGUUUAUUUGAAAAAGAAUCUGCUGACAAACAGCUGUCCUAAAAGGUUUUAGUCCUUCAUUAGGAAGAAGUCUGUAGUUGGUUUUUCUGGCUAAGCUAAACAAUAUUUGUGUGAGUGUGCUUAUUUGCUCAGAUUGGCUUCGUGUCUGGUUACAGGCCAUCCGUGGGGUCUAAUGAGGACUAUGGUAAUGACACACACAGGGCCUCACCUGAUCCUCCAGCUCGCUGCAGAAGCACCUGCUGUGGUUACCUGAGCCAGGAGGCACAUGGCUGUUAAACUCAGUGGAAUACAGGAAUCCGGUGAUGAAGAAUAUAAAGGUGACCUGUCUGAAACGGAAGAUGAGGUGGACAGUGACUUUGACAUUGAUGAAGGGGAUGAACCUGACAGCGAGCAGGAGGAGGAUGGGCCGCGUCGGAAGAGCAGAGUGGUCACCAAAGCCUACAAGGAGCCAGUUAAAGUGGUGCGGCAAAAACCUAAACAACGGAAACUGGCUGAACUGCCCAGGAGGACAGACAAGACAAAGAUCGACAAAUACAACCCCCCUGAACUACAGGAGGACAUCAGCAAGAACAGGAAGUCUGUACGUCAGUCCACAACCGAACACACACGGCUGACGUACUUGAGGCUGCAGGAGAGGCAGGUUGCUCCACGUCGAAGGAAGGGUACUAGACAUGAGCGACCUUUGACACAGGCUGAACUUUUGGCAGAAGCCAAGGUCACAGCAGAGAUUAACCUUCGAUCACUGGAAAACUAUGAGCGUUUGGAGGCAGACAAGAAACGACAGGUUCAUAUGAAGCGUCAGUGUGUGGGUUCUGUUAUCAGAUUUCACUCCGUGCUAAUGCCUCUGGUGUCGGACGUCACUCUUAAAGAGGAAAACGUGGAUGUAGAGGGUUUGGACCAAGAUGCCCAGCAGAAUCCAGGCCCUCACCUUCCACAAGCUCUUUCCCAGGCAGAAUCAACCCUUACUGCACCACCAACUGUCCUAUCCACUAACACAGCUGCUGUAAACCCUUCUCUGCCAUCGGGGCCUGCCAAAUGCUCCCGCACCUACAUCACAUUCAGUGAUGAUGAAUCUUUCCAGCGUUUCUUUCCCCAGUCCCCAGCUCCUCGAAUUCCUGUCCAGGAGGUCUGCCCUGUUACCCAUAAGCCUGCACUCUACCGAGACCCCAUCACAGACAUUCCAUACGCUAAUGUACAAGCCUUUAGGAUAAUCCGAGAGGCCUAUAAAAAGUAUGUGGCUGCCCACGGCCUGCCCUGCACUGGCACAGCGACUCCAGCCGACACCACUGCAAAGAACCUGCGGCAGAAGAUCAUUAUUAAACAAGGGAUAUAG
This is a messenger RNA of Ctenopharyngodon idella (grass carp), 3207 nucleotides long. It is a transcript of the gene vps72b, whose product is annotated as vacuolar protein sorting 72 homolog b. The transcript is spliced from 6 exons. Lineage: Eukaryota; Metazoa; Chordata; Actinopteri; Cypriniformes; Xenocyprididae. Gene Ontology annotation, cellular component: nucleus. The record is from RefSeq and is a predicted model, not a curated record. Gene Ontology annotation, molecular function: ATP-dependent H2AZ histone chaperone activity. The coding region runs from base 2140 to 3207 and encodes 355 amino acids. Gene Ontology annotation, biological process: chromatin remodeling; regulation of DNA-templated transcription.